This is a messenger RNA of Solanum pennellii, 979 nucleotides long. Its product is annotated as probable glutathione S-transferase. The record is from RefSeq and is a predicted model, not a curated record. Gene Ontology annotation, molecular function: glutathione transferase activity. The transcript has 2 exons. Gene Ontology annotation, biological process: glutathione metabolic process. NCBI's taxonomy places the organism in Eukaryota, Viridiplantae, Streptophyta, Magnoliopsida, Solanales, Solanaceae. Bases 245 to 694 code for a protein of 149 amino acids. Gene Ontology annotation, cellular component: cytoplasm.
ACAUAAAAAUUAGUAAAUUUAACAAAUAGUCAACCAAAGUUGAGAGAUAGGAGAUGUUAAGUUACUUGGUCUAUGGUAUAGCCCCUUUAGUCAUAGAGUUGAAUGGGCUCUCAAGACUAAGGGUGUCCAAUAUGAAUUUAUAGAACAAGAUUUACAAAAUAAGAGCCCUUUGCUUCUUGAAUCUAAUCCAAUUCACAAGAAAAUUCCAGUGUUAAUUCACAAUGGAAAGUCCAUUCGUGAGUCUAUGGUAAUUGUUGAAUACAUUGAUGAAACAUUUGAAGGCCCUUCCAUCUUGCCUGAAGACCCUUAUGAUCGAGCUUUAGCUUGUUUUUGGGUUAAAUUCCUUGAAGAUCAGAUUGCGGCCGUGGGGAAAAGUAUCUUUUUGAAAGGAGAGGAACAAGAGAGAGAAAAAAAGGCAGCUUGUGAGAUGUUGAAAAUUCUUGAAAAUGAGCUCAAGGACAAGAAGUUUUUUGUCGAUGACAAAUUUGGAUUAGCUGAUAUUGCUGCAAAUGUAUUGGCAAUUUGGCUUGGGGUUUUUGAAGAAGCCUCUGGAGUGGCUUUGGUUACAAGUGAAAAUUUCCCAACUUUAUAUGCUUGGAGAAAUGAAUAUUGCAUUCAAAAUAAGGAAUAUUUACCUUCUAGAGAAGAAUUGCUUGUCCAUUUCCAACCUCGUUUUCCACCUAAAGCAAAAUAAAUGAAUUUUUUAAAAAUAAAUAAAUGAAUUUCAAGAAUUGUGUGAUAAUAAAAAAUUGAGAUGGAUUUAGGACAUCUUUUUGUGAGUUCAAUUGAAAUUGAUUUUGAAUUGAACUAGGUAUACGUAAGCAAAAAAAUAUUUUUAAAAUGUAUGGUUGUCACAAGAUUUAUAUAUCUUUAUUUCAUUAGUUAAUAAAGAUCUUUGAAUUCAUGUAAUGAAUAAAAGUGAGGUCAUUUGGUAUGGUGUGUAUGAGUAAUGUAAAAUAUGAUGUAUUAGUAAUGAUAA